UCGAGUGGCACACAGGGCUCUGUGAGGUACGAGAGAAGGAGGCACGGAAAGAAGAGAGAGAGACGGAGCCCUCGGGAACUAUUCAAUCGGAAAUAAACAAAAACACACUUCUCUUCAUGGACUGUAAAAUUAAAAGAUUAAUUAUCAUUUGCUUGGAUUGGAAGAAUCAACACAUGCGACUCUGACGGACGACCUGAAUAACGGAAUUCACUUUUGGGGGAUUUUGGUAGACACUCCGAAAUAAUAUUUUUUUGAGGUUCAAGCAACAUUUUCGAAAUAUCGCUGAGAAGGUACAACUAUCCCCUAGCCAGCCUUCAAGAUGGAGGAGGAACAGUGCUUCUACAAUGAGUCCAUAUCCUUCUUCUACAACCGCAGUGGAAAGUACCUGGCUACAGAGUGGAAUACCGUCAGUAAGCUGGUGAUGGGGCUGGGUAUCACAGUAUGUAUCUUCAUCAUGCUGGCUAACCUGCUGGUCAUGGUGGCUAUAUACGUCAACCGCCGCUUCCACUUCCCUAUUUACUACCUGAUGGCCAACCUGGCGGCCGCCGACUUCUUUGCCGGUCUGGCGUACUUCUACCUGAUGUUCAACACCGGCCCGAACACACGGCGCCUCACGGUCUCCACGUGGCUGCUCCGACAGGGUCUCAUCGACACGUCCCUCACGGCGUCCGUGUGUAACCUCCUCGCCAUCGCCAUCGAGCGCCACAUCACCGUUUUCCGCAUGCAGCUACACACGCGCAUGUCCAACCGGCGUGUGGUGGUGGUGAUUGUAGUCAUCUGGACAUUGUCUAUCGUCAUGGGAGCCAUCCCGUCGGUAGGGUGGAACUGUAUCUGUGACAUCAGCACGUGUUCCAGCAUGGCGCCGCUGUACUGUAACUCCUACCUGGUGUUCUGGGCCGUAUUCAACCUGGUCACCUUCCUGGUCAUGGUGGUGCUGUACGCUCACAUCUUUAUGUACGUGAGACAGAGGACCAUGAGGAUGAGCAGACACAGCUCUGGGCCACGCAGGAACAGAGACACCAUGAUGAGUCUACUGAAGACUGUCGUCAUCGUAUUGGGUAAGAACCUCCACUACCUUCACAACAGACCCUAUAUGUUAGAUACUGGUACUGGGUAG
Oncorhynchus masou masou (cherry salmon) is the source of this 1117-nucleotide messenger RNA. Its product is annotated as lysophosphatidic acid receptor 1-like. Gene Ontology annotation, molecular function: lysophosphatidic acid receptor activity. The record is from RefSeq and is a predicted model, not a curated record. The transcript is spliced from 2 exons. Bases 320 to 1117 code for a protein of 265 amino acids. Gene Ontology annotation, cellular component: plasma membrane; cytoplasm. NCBI's taxonomy places the organism in Eukaryota, Metazoa, Chordata, Actinopteri, Salmoniformes, Salmonidae. Gene Ontology annotation, biological process: phospholipase C-activating G protein-coupled receptor signaling pathway; neurogenesis; regulation of metabolic process.